Messenger RNA from Panicum virgatum (switchgrass), 1094 nucleotides. RefSeq names its product probable carboxylesterase 15. Lineage: Eukaryota; Viridiplantae; Streptophyta; Magnoliopsida; Poales; Poaceae. Gene Ontology annotation, molecular function: hydrolase activity. The transcript has a single exon. The coding region runs from base 16 to 813 and encodes 265 amino acids. The record is from RefSeq and is a predicted model, not a curated record.
CGCUCAGGCUCAGGCAUGGCGUCCGAGGCGGCCGCGGCGCCGGCAGCGCACGUGGUGGACGAGUGCCGGGGCGUGCUGUUCGUGUACAGCGACGGCUCGGUGGUGCGGCGGGCGCAGCCGGGUUUCGCGACGCCGGUGCGGGACGACGGGUCCGUGGAGUGGAAGGACGUGGAGUUCGACGAGGCGCUCGGGCUGUACCGGCCCCGGGACCGGCGCCAGGACCGCCUGCCGGUGUUCUUCUACUUCCACGGCGGCGGCUUCUGCAUCGGGUCCCGCACCUGGCCCAACGUCCAGAACUACUGCCUCCGCCUGGCCGCCGACCUCGGCGCGCCGGACUACCACCUCGCCGUGCGCUUCUCCUCUCCCGCGGCCCUCGCGCCCGCCGUCGCCGUCCGCGGCUACGUCCAGCUCAUGCCCCCCUUCGGCGGCGUCGAGCGCACGCGGUCCGAGGCCGAGUGCCCCGACGACGCCUUCCUCAACCGGCCCCUCAACGACCGGUACUGGCGGCUCUCGCUCCCCGAGGGCGCCACGGCGGACCACCCCGUCGCCAACCCGUUCGGCCCCGCCGCGCCCGCGCUCGACGCCGUCGAGUUCGCGCCCACCGGCCUCGCCGUCGGCGGCGGCCGCGACAUCCUCCACGACCGCGCCGUCGACUACGCCAAGCGCCUCAAGGCCGCGGGGAAGCCCGUCGAGGUCCGGGACUUCGACGGCCAGCAGCACGGAUUCUUCACCAUCGACCCGUGGUCCGACGCAUCCGCCGAGCUCAUGCGCGUCAUCAAGCGCUUCGUCGACUCCGACGGACGGUUCGACUGAACCGGGUCUUGCUUCCUGCUCGGGACUGGUCCGGUUUAAUCUGUGUUUAUGCCCAAAGCGACCUAGCUGAAUAAUCCUCCGAGAUCAUGGUGGAAAAUGCACCAAUACAUAUGCUGAUCUCGGACUCGAAUUCUAGUGAUAUUGUGGGGAGAGCAAAAUGAUUGCCAACCUUAUCGCGUCUAGUCUAGUGCAAAUGUGGGUUGUGGUUGUAAGCUGAAAAUUGAAAUUAAUGUGAUUUGGCAAUCGUCAUCUCUUUGGGACGAUUUUCUUUUAUACAAUUA